Messenger RNA from Oryza sativa Japonica Group (Japanese rice), 1134 nucleotides. Its product is annotated as eukaryotic translation initiation factor 6-2. Gene Ontology annotation, cellular component: nucleolus; preribosome, large subunit precursor; cytosol. The record is from RefSeq and is a predicted model, not a curated record. Gene Ontology annotation, biological process: cytosolic ribosome assembly; assembly of large subunit precursor of preribosome; ribosomal subunit export from nucleus. NCBI's taxonomy places the organism in Eukaryota, Viridiplantae, Streptophyta, Magnoliopsida, Poales, Poaceae. Gene Ontology annotation, molecular function: ribosomal large subunit binding.
GUCCGUCUCCGCCCAAGCGGUGGCGGCUCAUAUACCGCCGCGAGAGAGAGACCAUUCCCCCCCGUCUCGGCCUCGGAAGUCGCGCGCACCCCCAAACCCUAGCCGCGCCUCCACCUCCCGAUUCGCCGCCUUUUCGUUCCAGGUGUGUGUUGAUUAGUAGAAGAGAAGCGGCGGCUGCGACGAGGCGGAAUCGACCAUGGCGACCCGUAUUCAGUUUGAGAACAAUUGUGAAGUUGGUGUUUUCUCCAAGUUGACAAAUGCCUAUUGUCUUGUUGCAAUUGGAGGAUCAGAGAACUUCUACAGUGCCUUUGAAUCUGAGCUCGCAGAUGUUAUUCCUGUUGUCAAGACCUCCAUAGGUGGUACUAGAAUAAUUGGUCGUCUCUGUGUCGGAAACAAGAAUGGACUUCUCUUGCCUCACACUACCACCGAUCAAGAGCUUCAGCAUCUGAGGAACUGCUUGCCUGAUCAAGUGGUUGUUCAGCGUAUUGAUGAAAGGCUAUCUGCGCUUGGCAAUUGUGUAGCUUGCAAUGACCAUGUCGCGCUUACACACCCUGACCUCGACAAGGCCACUGAGGAACUUAUUGCAGAUGUGCUUGGGGUUGAGGUGUUCCGGCAGACAAUUGCAGGAAACAUCCUUGUGGGAAGCUACUGUGCGAUUACAAACAGGGGUGGCCUAGUCCAUCCUCAUACAUCCAUUGAAGAUCUUGAUGAGCUGUCCACGCUCCUGCAAGUCCCUCUUGUUGCUGGAACCGUGAACCGAGGCAGCGAGGUCAUUGCUGCGGGCAUGACAGUGAAUGACUGGACUGCUUUCUGUGGCUCAGACACUACGGCUACUGAGCUAUCGGUCAUUGAGAGCGUCUUCAAGCUGAGAGAAGGGCAGCCUGCCGCGAUUGUUGAUGACAUGAGGAAGUCUUUGAUCGACAGUUAUGUGUAAAAGACCAAAGUUAGUGAAUGUGUGGUUGUGGGAGUAUUAACUGUGCUAAAAUCGACACAAACUGUACUCGUGUAAUCAGUAGCAGAAACAUACCGUCCUGGUGGUGAAUUUCUGUCUUCUGAAUUACAGACUUAUCUUUUACCUUUGUCUCCUUGAAGCCUACAAUAUAUUUUGCAGCUUAAGAUUUAUUGAUUGAGCAA